UUGAAGCAGCCUGAUCAACUCUUAAUUAACACACUCGCGCAUAAAUGAGUCAUAGUUUGCUAACUUUAAAUAGUCCACUUCUUUGUCUAAGAGUAAUAUCUUGAAAUCCCCGCUACCAGUGCUUAGAAAACUUAAGUAACAUUUCGCUGGAGGGUUAGUAAAAACAAAACCAAAAACUGACAAGCCGGAUCAAUCAAUCAAUCGAGGAGAGCGAUUAUCACCAUCACCACCCCGCCAGUAAUAAUGAGCACCAAUCAGACAUUGUUCUCCUGAAGGAUAAAAGCUAGAAAGGCAGGCAAGGCUGCUUAAAAGCAAGUUCUCCUUUUGGCCAUGGAGCACUUUGUCUAUCCGCCCUACGGCGUUUAUCAAAGCUACGCGAAUACCUUCACCUCCAACCAUAACGUGCCCCCCAAGCCGCCCUCCAAGCAGAAGCAGCCGAGCUGGAAGCAAAGCAAGAGCAGCGGUACUCCCAAUCCCUACAGAGGGGGCUUCUCCGCCCAUUCCACGCCUCCUCCCGGGGCCUCACCGGACUACUUGGACACCUACAAGCGAGCCCAGCUGAAGGCACUGCUGUCCCAGGUCAGCCCGGGUCUCCCCCCGCGACUCCACAAGGCCAGCACCAAGGAGGUGGGCAUCCAGGUGAACCCGCGGGUGGACGCCGCUGUGCAGUGCUCGCUCGGGUCCCGCCCGCUCCAGGCAGUCCGACCCCAGAGCCCCUCCGGGCGUCUCAGCCGGGAGCCGCCGCUGCUGGGCGUGUACUCGCCCAUCGUGGGCCGCCGCCUUUGCACCCUGCCCGAAGUGGUGGUAGAGCCGACGGAGCAGGAGGAAGCGCCGACUUCGCAGCAGCCCUCCGAGGAGGCGAAAGGGCAGGUAUUGGAGGCGGUGGCGGUCACGGCCUCGGAGGAGGCGGCAGCGGCGACAAAUUCGGAGAAGAGAGACGAAGAGUCCGGCCAGCUUCAGGAUGGGAAAGGUGGCGUGGCUAGUACAGGUGGCAGUGCCGAAGAGGGCAAAAAAUCUACUUUCCAGAUUCUUUACAGUAGUGAUGGAAGCCUCCUGGCUUGUGGGACUUACCUAAUCUAACAAGCUGGUGUAUUCGCCCUCCAAGGCCUC
Varanus komodoensis (Komodo dragon) is the source of this 1110-nucleotide messenger RNA. It is a transcript of the gene ZAR1L, whose product is annotated as zygote arrest 1 like. The record is from RefSeq and is a predicted model, not a curated record. Bases 331 to 1080 code for a protein of 249 amino acids. Gene Ontology annotation, molecular function: mRNA base-pairing post-transcriptional repressor activity. Gene Ontology annotation, biological process: translation. Gene Ontology annotation, cellular component: cytoplasm. NCBI's taxonomy places the organism in Eukaryota, Metazoa, Chordata, Lepidosauria, Squamata, Varanidae. The transcript is spliced from 2 exons.